Branchiostoma belcheri (Belcher's lancelet) is the source of this 1124-nucleotide messenger RNA. RefSeq lists its product as uncharacterized. The transcript is spliced from 2 exons. Lineage: Eukaryota; Metazoa; Chordata; Leptocardii; Amphioxiformes; Branchiostomatidae. The record is from RefSeq and is a predicted model, not a curated record. The coding region runs from base 238 to 711 and encodes 157 amino acids.
AGCAGUUUUGUGUCCGGCCUUCUGAGUGGCGGUGGUGAAAGGACGUGUACGUCACAGCUGUAACCCCGGGCACGUCACCGAGAUUAGCCAAUCUCAUCAGGGUCAGGACAUACAUGUUGAUGAGCCUCAAACCUUUCAUUUAAAACGCCGGUGGUCCGCUGGAUCACCAGUCAAAAGACGCGAAGCUGGUCUCAAGUGUUCCGGAGGACGACGCACAAAUCGUCAUUUUCAACCACCAUGCGCGGCAGAACCGACGUCCCCGCUCUCCUGCUAGUGGUAGUUGUGGCCGCCCAGCUGACUCUGACAUGCUGCAAGCCUGUUGCAGACCUUGAAAGAGAUGGCGUAGCCACCAGCCACCACCAUCGGAAAGAACAGGACUUCUGGCAGUGGCGGGUGGAGAGGAUCCUGAGAAGAAUCGAGCGAGUUCUGGACGAGGACGAGGACUACCCGCCGGCAGACGAGCAGCCCGCCGCAGAAGACGCCGGCAUGUACGGCUGGGUCGAGCCCUCCGAAGUGGAGCUCCCGUCCAAACCCUUCGGCCAGGCCAUCCGAGACCUUCUCCCGAAAACAGCCGAGGACGAGCCGGACUUUACCGACGACUGGUACUCGGCGCUGCUGGCGAACAGCAUGAGUUUGGACUUGGACGGGUCUGAAUCAGCGAAGAACAUGAUGUCAAACGACGUCUUGCACUCCCGGAAGCAUCGCGUGUAAACUGUAGGUGAUUGCUAGGCAACACGGAGACGACGUCAACAAAAUUUGAGUACUCCAGGGGCGCCACAGGCGUUGUCUAAACUGGUGUCUAAUAAGGAGACUAAAAAGAACAACAAUUGCAAAAGGAGAUAUAAUUGUUCCGGAAAAAAAACUAACUCAACCUGUAACUCAACAAUAGUUAGGUCUUAACUAAUGUUGUUGUGUUUUAAGAUACUAUCCCUUGAACAACCUGGGAUACAUAUCAUUGGUGUUGUAAUUGAUAUCAUUUAAUACCAACCAUCCUUGGUUUUUGUGUCUUCAAAGGCCCUUCAGAUGAAUACGUCCAUUCAACCCCUAACCUGUACGCUCUGUAUAUAUCUUGGACAAUACUUGCUGUGAAUGUAUAUGUCCUUUAAUGCAUAUAUUUCUUUGCA